UGACCCUGAAGUGUUGAAAUACUCGUUUCGGUACGCAUAACGUUUAAUCGCUAUGCGCUACUUCACUCAUAGUUAUAUCAUACUACAGGAGUCUGAUUAAUGGGGAACAGAUGUAUCUGCUUACAUAAUCCGACUAUAAUUUGGCUUCUCACUUACUGAAAAUUCAUACAGUUUCCAAAAAGAGGCGAUUUGUGGCGGUCUCUACAAUACGAACCAGUUAUGUCGAAGCGUCUUCAGCAGUGCAUACCUGGUUUCGCUGGGAAUCCUUGGCUUUCAGAUGCCUGUGCACGUUUUGCAGAAAUUGCUCGGAGAAGUGUCAUUCCACUUGAAAACAUUGACGCAGUAACACGUGAGACGAAAAUCAAUGAAUGCAAAGAUGAAGUGGGUUACGUAGAUUUAAACGCUUUUUAUCAAAUUUUCCAUCAGUUCUUCACUGAUCUAUUGAAUUCAACAUGUCAACCUGAUUGGCCAAAUGAACCUAUUGAUAUCGAUCGUAUAAAUUUUCAUGAGUUAGAACUGACGAAGCAUUUCCAUGGUGUGGAUGAAUCUUCUUUGUUUAACAUAAUGGAAAACCUUCAAAAACUGUUGCACAGGAAUGAACUGACGUCUACUCAAAAUUUAUUUCUGCAUUUGUUUACAUUAGUAUUUUUUAUUUCUUAUGCACAAUACUGUCGGAAAUUACCACCCAAAUAUUUUGUACUGUCUACUUUUGAACUACACAAAAAUCCAGUUAUUUCUCACAUUUUCUAUGAUUCAUUACUUCCUUUACUUCUGUCAAUUCCAAAUCAUCGCCAUAGCGAAUAUAUUUUGCAUUUUCUAAAGAAUUCUACGCCUUCUGACCGAUACACACUCCUGAAUAAAUUAUGUUUAGCGGAAUAUGAAUGGCCUACGGAUUCAUACCCUGUGUUAGAAUUCCUCUUCAGUACGUGCUUGACGCAUCUCUGUUCAUUGCCUGGUGUAUCCGCUACACAACUUUUUGUACAAAUUGUGAAUAAAUUUAACUCAGAAACCCAAAGAGAUACCGAUCUGAGAAAAUCAGUUAAAUUUACUAAUAUUCUGGUCAAAUUUUUACGAAACUACUCCAACAAUCAGCCAUCGUUACCAUUCCCUGAGGAGUCGAAGCCUAUUUUGAAGCAAUUGGCAAAUGAAAACUCCACUUUUCUUCAAAACACAUUAAUGAACUUAGUAUAUUAA
Molecule: messenger RNA, 1194 nt
Organism: Trichobilharzia szidati
Lineage: Eukaryota; Metazoa; Platyhelminthes; Trematoda; Strigeidida; Schistosomatidae
Source: the annotation of a GenBank genome assembly